UUCCUUCUUGCUUUGCGUGCCGGGCCAUACUCCCAACAAACAGAUACACCACAGUGUCACUUACAAACGUUUUUCGGCAUAUUUUACAGCGAGACCUUCAGUAGAGUAAAAUGAUUGGUAUUUUUUUGUUUCUCAUACUUCCUUAUUUGAUUCAAGCCUCCUCAGUCGUUCCUGUGCUCUCAGCACCGGCUGAGAAAAGCGAAAAUGUAUGCUCGAAAGCUGGGCAUGCACGCGCCCUGACAAAGAGAGCUUUCAAACCACGUGUGGUUAAGGGCGCUGUAAAGUUGCCCGGCGACUCCCGACGUGAAAUUGACAACCCAAUUGGUCGGUACCCACAACAAUGGCCGAAUUGUGGUAACUACAAGUUACGAGUGUCUACGAAGUGUGGUGCAAGUCAAAAUCCGAGGGUUGAACAUGGACUGAUUCACAGUAUCCUCAGCACAUUAGACAAAAAGGAUCGUUCUACAGCUGAGAAUGUUGAAUUCAUGAAGCACCAACUCAAGAGGAUAGCUUCAAGUGGCAAUAUUUCACGACCGCUGGGCAAAGGAGACGGUGUCGCAUCAACAUUCGAGAUCAAUUUACUCUAUUUUCUUUUACAUUGCUUUGAAGACAAGUUUAUCCACCGCUGGUUUCAAAUUUACGAUUCUUGGAGCUCACUUAAUACGCCUUUUUUGAUCGAGGCUAGGGCGGAUCAUGACCCCUCAUUCUUAUACGCCGCAAUCAAUUCGAUUUCCCCUGGACUGUGGAAAUUUUGUUUACCGAUGAAAGAUGAAAAGUUCGAUAUAGACUUGUUGAUAAGCAAUCCAAUCGCUCGCUUGAGUUGGUUUUUGGAUGGCUUAGAUCCAGCUGAAAUGAUUGAAUACGCCCAAGCUCUUGAAAAACCUCAGUCACCAACUCUUCAAGAACUGAUGAAUAGACAACUCAUACUCGAAAAAGAGGAUAAGACUGAACCGAGCCAAAAAUUCGCGCAAGCCAGUUGGUUUGCACAACGCAUGGGUUGGGAUCAUUUCCAAAGAAUCAUAUUGGAUUUUGAGAAAUUCACUCCCAACACUAACAGUUAUAAGUUCAAGAUGAGCGGCUUCUGUCAGCCUGGGACCGGUGUAUUAUCGACUCCCAAAGCAAGAAAGUCGAUGCAGGAAUUGAACAAACUUUUGGAGAAAAAAGGCUUUCUUACAGUCUCCUCGGAUGAGAAUUUUUCAUCAAACAUCAUGGAGUGGCUUAGUACCUUCUUAACCUGGUUGAACGAUUCCAAGGUUCAAAUAAAUCGGUUCUCUACUUGGGAAAUGUCUUGA
Molecule: messenger RNA, 1292 nt
Organism: Puccinia graminis f. sp. tritici CRL 75-36-700-3
Lineage: Eukaryota; Fungi; Basidiomycota; Pucciniomycetes; Pucciniales; Pucciniaceae
Exons: 3
Coding region: 111-1292 (393 amino acids)
Source: RefSeq, a predicted model, not a curated record